Molecule: messenger RNA, 324 nt
Organism: Amoebophrya sp. A25
Lineage: Eukaryota; Dinophyceae; Syndiniales; Amoebophryaceae
Source: the annotation of a GenBank genome assembly
CGCGUCAAUGGGCGUCCGGGUGUCCGCGACGGCCAGCGAGCGGCUUAUCACAUUGCGACCUAUGCUGUUCCUCCUGGCAUUACGGGUCUUCUGACUUCAAGGCAUUCGAGCCGCUUCGGAAAGCUUCCGGCCCCCUGCUGGUCGUGGUCGUCUAUCUCUGUCGGCUCGCUGGGCGAGCAGGAUAGUAGUUAGUAGCAAGGACGCAAGCGCAGACAAAAAGGGAGAAGCGGAAGGUCUAGCGGGGGUCGCGGUCUGUCGCAGGAGAUCGAGGGGCCUUUUUGUAGUUCAGAUUUGCGCCUCGCUUGCAUCGGCCGCCUCUCUCAC